AUGGAUGCAAGCAAGGAAGGAGGCCUUCUAACAAGGUUUGCCAGGAUGCGUAAGAAGCCGCAGCAACCUCUAACAGAUUUAACAGAACUCUACAGUCAAAUAGCCAACGAGUCAAUCUAUUACCUGAAGCUGGAGGAAAAGCAUGAAUACAAGAAGGCAGUUCUAGGCUGGAAAGCGCUAAAUACCCAUGUUCUCUACGAGCUAACUCAGAUAGAGUAUCACUACCCAAACACAGGCGCAUAUACAAGAGAUGAAAUCAGCAUACAAAACGGGGUACGGGAACUGUACCAUCGAAGUCUCAGCCACCUCGAAAGGGUUUCGAAGCUUUGCCAAGAAGACGAGAAAAGCCAUGAGCAUUAUAAGCCACAUAGCUCCUCGUUACCAGGACGUCCCCGUCCUCCAACAGCCAACUCUAGGUCGAUGCUGAAGACCCUGAGAGAGCCCGGCCGACUGAAGUACAACAGAAACCAUCCAUCCUCAGCACCAAACAUUACCUCACCAACUAGCAGAAGCAAUAGCAAUGUCAACUUUACGACAUCAAAACCGUUGGGGCACGACAAUGUGUUUCAAGGAUUUGACGAAGAUCACAAUUUGAUAGAAUUCUCUGACGACGAGCCUGCUGCCAAGCUGGAGGAAGACGCCAAAAGCGACACCAAAAGUGAUAUUACUUUUGACUUUGAUGUCCACGACUACUUCGAUGACUACCUCGACAUGGACCAAGAAGAGCUCAAGAGGCUCGAGACGCUCAAUAAUCUGGAAGGAGUUCAAAAGAGCGUCGGUAACAUGAGUAUAGAGUCCAGUGCCUUGGAUCCCAAAAUCAAAGAGAAGCCAUCAGUUACAAAGUCUGCUCAGACAUCAGCGACCGUUCCCAAAGAGAAAGUUAUGCAUAAAACAACAAAGAAAAUUGUACCGAAAGCUGCACCAAAGGCUGCCUCAAGACCAGGUGUUUCUACGCAAACAACAAGAAGUCGUGUCCCUGCCGCUAAACCCAAGACUCGCCCGACGGUCAAGGCGGCCCAAUCAACGCCUGUACUGCGCAGCAGAGUUGCCUCUCCUCCUCCCAAAUCAUCUGCUCUCAUAAACAAAAGAGUGGUUAGGAAGAACACACCCGCGGCGGCCAAAACUUCCGAGUCCCUGCCUUCGAGAACCCCAGGGAAACCGCCACCGUCAAAGAAGGGCGGCACAGUAGCUGCCAAGAAUGCAUCAAAUGGCACGAAGAAACAGCCCGCAAAAACAGCAACACCGACUAGUUCCAUUAAUUCGAACAGUAGCGCUUCGCGCAAGCGGUUACUAAAGUCACCGACACCCCCUCCUGUUGCUCCUACAGAGUCUGCCCCCAAAGAGUCCGAAGUUUCGCCCGAUGAUGAGAAAAUUUUGAAGGAGGCACUGGAAGAUGAGUUAAUCGAUCAGAUGAGGGGGAUUGACAAAACAGCUGCGAAGCAAAUCUUUUCAGAAAUUGUUGUGCAUGGGGACGAAGUGCAUUGGGAUGACAUCGCUGGCCUUGAAAGCGCCAAAAGUUCGCUGAAGGAGGCUGUCGUGUACCCGUUCUUGAGGCCGGACUUGUUCCGUGGCUUGCGUGAGCCCGUAAGAGGUAUGCUGUUGUUUGGGCCACCCGGGACAGGCAAAACAAUGCUUGCGAGAGCGGUAGCUACCGAAUCCAAUUCAACAUUUUUUUCCAUCAGUGCGUCUAGUUUGACGUCGAAAUACCUGGGAGAAAGCGAAAAGCUAGUUCGCGCGCUGUUUGCUAUUGCUAAAAAGCUGUCGCCCUCUAUAGUGUUCGUUGACGAGAUUGACUCGAUCAUGGGGAGCAGGAACAACGAUGGCGAAAACGAGUCAAGUCGCAGAAUCAAAAACGAGUUUUUGAUCCAAUGGUCUUCGCUCUCGAACGCGGCCGCCGGCAACAAAGAGGGAUCUGAGGAUGAGGAAGACGAGCGCGUUUUAGUGCUGGCCGCCACUAACCUCCCUUGGAGUAUAGAUGAGGCCGCGAGGAGAAGAUUUGUGCGAAGACAGUACAUUCCCUUGCCUGAGCCGGAGACCAGGAAAAAGCAGAUGAAUAAAUUGCUGGCGCACCAGACCCACACCCUGACCGAGGAAGACUUCGAAGAACUUUUGGCGCUAACAGACGGGUACUCGGGAAGUGAUAUCACAUCGCUGGCCAAGGAUGCCGCAAUGGGUCCGCUCCGGGAACUGGGAGAUCAGCUGCUCUUUACUCCACGUGAUCAAAUCAGGCCUAUCACACUACAGGACGUCAAAAACAGUUUAGAGUACAUCAAACCCUCAGUAUCCAAAGAGGGCCUUACGGAGUAUGAGGAUUGGGCCAAGAAAUUUGGCUCUUCAGGUGCAUGA
Molecule: messenger RNA, 2346 nt
Organism: Lachancea thermotolerans CBS 6340
Lineage: Eukaryota; Fungi; Ascomycota; Saccharomycetes; Saccharomycetales; Saccharomycetaceae
Gene: SAP1
Product: putative AAA family ATPase SAP1
Exons: 1
Coding region: 1-2346 (781 amino acids)
Molecular function (GO): ATP hydrolysis activity; ATP binding
Source: RefSeq, a predicted model, not a curated record